ACCUUCAGUAAAAUAAAUUAUAUCAUUGUUACGUGAAUAAAAUCUCUUCAGGUUUACACAUAACCAAAUACGGCGCCAGUGGCCUUGUCCAUCCGUUCCACUAGCACGAAACUAGUUAGUUCCACAUGUUAUAAAUUCACAAUCGGAAGUGAAUUUUGUGUUUCGGAAACAAUGGCACACGAAAAUAACGAACAAACGGAUGAUGAAAUGUCAAACAUACCUACAACGAAACAAAGAGGAUUUUGGCACAAUGUGAGAAAGUAUUUAAGAGAAUAUACUGAAGUAACAGGCGUCCACGGACUUCGUUACGUCACCGAAAAACGAUCAAGAACGGAAAAGGUUGUUUGGGCUUUGCUUCUAAUACUUUCUUUAGGUGGUUGUAUCUACAUGAUUAGUGAAAUUAUGUAUAAGUAUGAGAAUACUCCAGUGGUUGUCAGUUUUGCUACUGAAGAUACGCCAUUGUAUCAGAUCCCGUUUCCUGCUAUUACUAUUUGUCCGGAGGCAAAACAUAAUAAACAAGUGUUCGGCUACAGGGAUAUCUACCGUCAGAUACAGAAACAGGAAAAAGUAGAUGAAACUAACUUUACAAAAUUUUCACAUUUGCACCUUCUGUGUCAAGACAUUGAUAUUAUUGCAACAAUUGCCAACAAAACGGUGGGUCCGGACUUUUUUGAAACCCUAGACGAAAUAAAAAUUGACCCAGGUGAAAUGUUUAUCGAUUGUUCAUAUAACGACGAAGAUAUUGAGUGUGAAGAUUUUUUUACACCUAUAAUAAUAGAUGAAGGAAUAUGUUAUUCGUUUAAUAUUUUAGGACGAGAAGAAGUAUUUAAGGAUCAUGUUUAUAAUUAUGCACAAUAUUACCACGUUCCUAAUAAAUCUGCAGAUUAUUUUAAUAUAGAAACCGGGUAUAAAGAGAACGCUAAUAUGAAUACGUAUCCUAGAAGAGCAAUGAUGUCUGGCGCCGACAAUGCAUUGUUGAUAUUUUUUAACAUUGAUACAGACUAUAUUGACCCCAUAUGUAAUGGCAUUUUUAAGGGAUUUCGGGUUCUAAUUCAUAACCCUUGGGAUGUACCUCGCCUCACAAAACAUUUCUUUCGUGUACCUUUCAGUAAAGUUGUUGUAGCGGCUAUGGAACCUGAAAUUAUUGUUACUUCUGACACUGUCAGAAAAUUUAAACCUGAAAAAAGAAAGUGUUUCAUGCACGAUGAACGUCCCUUGCAAUACUUCAAAUUUUAUAGUCAGCCUAAUUGUUUACUUGAAUGUCAAACGAAUUAUACGUUGAAAAAAUGUGGUUGUGUUCAAUAUUUUAUGCCAAGAAAUAACAAAACGGCAAUAUGUGGCAACGGUUUAUCCAAAUGUGUAGAACAGGCUGAAAGUGAAUUAAAAGAGAAAGAACUUGAAUCCAGAUUAGGAGGAAAACGCUUUUGCGACUGCAGACCUGCUUGCACAAAUAUGAAAUUUAGUGUGGAAACUUCACAUAGUGAUUUUUAUUUUAAGGAGUAUUUUGAAACACAUACACAGAAGAUGAAUGAAAAAAAUGGCACAUAUUGGUCAGUUCUGCAGAUAUAUUUCAAAGAAGAGCAGUUUAAAACAAUGGAAAGAAAUGAAUUAUAUGGUAUUUCUGACUUAAUAUCCAAUUUCGGAGGCCUCUUAGGAUUAUUUACAGGAUUUUCGUUGAUUUCGCUAGUUGAAAUUAUAUACUUCUGUUCUUUACGUAUUUUUUGCAAUGAAAGAAUGUAUGGAAUUUGGUCAGGUCCUUAAAUUAAAGGACCGAAUAACACUCACUGUAUAAUAUGAAGCAAUCGUCUAGGAAAUCAUUUAUUUUACAUCACUCAUUUCCCACAUUUUGUAAUUAAAUUUUUAACUUGAAUGAU
Zophobas morio is the source of this 1874-nucleotide messenger RNA. Its product is annotated as pickpocket protein 28-like. Gene Ontology annotation, cellular component: plasma membrane. Gene Ontology annotation, biological process: sodium ion transmembrane transport. Lineage: Eukaryota; Metazoa; Arthropoda; Insecta; Coleoptera; Tenebrionidae. The record is from RefSeq and is a predicted model, not a curated record. The coding region runs from base 172 to 1761 and encodes 529 amino acids. The transcript is spliced from 9 exons. Gene Ontology annotation, molecular function: ligand-gated sodium channel activity.